UCCAGCAUAGUAAGGGUGGCGUAUGUAAUGGUUUUCAAGGGUUUAUGAAUAAUGUUCCAAUCCUCUGUCGGUAUAAACUGUGUACAUGUAUACAUCAUGGAUAAAAUAUUAUGAAUAUGUUUUAAUUUUACUUUGUAUCAAUGAAUCAGUAUUCAAGGAUUAUUCCGAAACCGGUUUUUGUAUUAUUAUUUGUCAUGUAAUCUCCUAAUUUUUUGUCAUUUAAAUCUGCAAAUUGUAAGGCGGAACUUAUUCUUGCUCAUAAUUCAUUGCUUAUCAUGACCAAACAGUUGUUAAACUUUGCUUUUUGUUUGUUGUUUUUGUUUUAUUUUUUUGUUACUCAAUCUUUAGUUACGCAUUUCUUCAUCAUUAAUAUUUUGACCUUUUAUUUUAACAGAUAAAUCCGCGUCGCCCUAAUAUCACAUAUGAUGACAUGAAGUGAAGUAGGUUAUACAGUUAAGAUCUGAUUAAACUUUAAAUAAAAGUGAACAAGAUAACAUACUAGUAUAUUAUACAUGAAAGAUACUUAUAAUGUUACAGUACAACAAGUGAUGGUAGUAAAAUUAUGUAGUAUCGCUAGCAGUAAACUGAAACACAUACUUUACUAUUAGAUAGACUUUCUACUCCGUAUUUAUAUUAAUAAAGUAGUUUAAAGAGAGAGAGACAGAUGUUAAUUGUGCGCAUUUUGUGAAAGUGAUAAACAAACAGAAAAAUCGAAUAAUUUUGCGUAUGUUUUGAGUUAAACAUUUUCUUAUUAAUGGAUUUAUCAGUGGAUUUUUACAACUGCAAUAAGAGAAUGGAAUACGAUCAAAGUCAUUAGUUUAUCUGAGCAGACGAAGCUGGAGUGCCACAAAGUGCAAACGUAUGUGGAAACGUUGGAGAAAGUAGCGGAACUAACAGUGAACCAACACAAAGUUUUACAGAUUUUAGGAGUUGCCACAAGUGACUGAAUAGGGGAUUACUAAAUAAAGAGGAAUGACUGAAAUGAGUCGCGAAAAGUAAUUCUUGUGUGGGGAAAUAAGUUACUCACUGUGUGACCUUUUGCGUUAUUCAUUACGUGAAACAAGUGAAAAUUGUAAUAUGUCCAUAUCACUCAUGUUUUGACAUAAUUAACUCUCUACAUAUAGCAAGAACACCUUUCUAGACUCGUAUCGUUACAAUCAAAGACACGAAGGAAGUUAGUAGUAUGUAAUGAACCAAUUACGUUUUACUUUUUAAGUAAUCACGCAAAACGUUACAAAAUAUUGAACAUAUUCACGAGAUACUUGUCAGUUUGGAUGGUGCGCACGUCUUUUAGUUAUUAGUGAGAAGAUCAUAUGAUUUAAUUAACUAAUUAUGGAGACAGUGUUAGUAAUUACACUUGAAUAUGACAACGUGUAAGAAAACUUGUAAAUAAAUAGCAGGCUCGUGCUAACAUACGUAUAUUUCAAUGGCGUUUUACAUUACACACAUCUAAUUGGAUUUUACGAACGAACAGAAAUUGUCAAUUAGAGAGUAUUUUUCUGCGUACUCAGAUAAAAAGGUUUGAAACGUGAAGUGCAUUCAUAAAUGGGAGGAUGUUAUAAACAAAAAUAGUGCAAUUCUUAUAUUUCGUCUUUAAAAAUAGAACUUCUCAAGGACGAAAUUUUAUAAGGAACAAAAUACUUCCCUAGUUUCCGAUAUUAGGUUGACUGACUUUUUGUACUCUUAAUUGUGCUCCACACACUUGGAUAUUUUUACCGCACAAAUUAAUGGAUUUAAGAGCAUUUUUACGGCGCCAGACAAAAUGCUUUGGGCUUAUCUAGCUAGGUAAAUUACGAUAAUAAACACCUACAAUUAUGUUUAAAUUUACGAAAUGGAAUCUGUCAGACUGUUUAUUUCAGACCUUCUUCACCGCUGUCCUGUUUCUAGAAAGCAUGCAUUCCGUGGCAAAUACGAACCUAACGAACUCACCAGCUCCUAUAUCCGCUUCUAUCGAGGGAGAUGUUAUGCUAGGUGGGCUCUUCCCCGUCCACCAGAAAGGUGAAAGUGACAUACCCUGCGGUAUUAUCAAUGCUGAUAGAGGUAUCCAACGUGUGGAGGCAAUGUUGUUCACAUUGGACCGUAUAAAUAAAGACGACAGUAUUUUACCUGGAAUAAAACUAGGAACAACUAUAUUUGACACAUGCGCAAGAGGCACGUACGCAUUAGAACAAUCUUUAGAAUAUAUUAGAGCUUCUUUCUCCUCUUUAGAUGCGUCUGAGUUUGUGUGUGGUGAUGGAUCCGAAGCAGAAGCUAAAUAUGAACCGAAAACAGUUGCUGGUGUCAUAGGUGGCUCUUACAGCUCUGUUUCAAUCCAGGUAGCUAAUUUGUUACGUUUGUUUAAAAUUCCACAAAUAAGUUAUGCUUCCACAAGCGCGCAGCUCAGUGACAAAACCAGAUACGAAUAUUUCGCGCGGACUGUUCCACCUGAUAACUAUCAAGCCCUGGCAAUGGUUGAUAUCGUUCAAUUCUUUAACUGGACAUAUGUUUCUACUGUAGCUUCCGAGGGAGAAUAUGGUGUGUCGGGUAUUGAAUUCUUCCAACAAGAGGCUAGAUCCAGGAAUAUAUGUCUUGCGGAAACUCUUAAAAUUUCAAGUAAUCCUACACAUGAAGAAUACAGUCAGAUCAUUGACAAACUUUUGAAGAAAACGAAUGCAAAAGUUGUGAUUCUCUUCCUACGGGAGGAGGACGCAAAGGGGGUUUUAGAUGCAGCCUCACACAAAAACAUUUCUGGAAAGUUCACAUGGAUUGCUGCCGACGGUUGGGGGACACAACAGUCUCCUGUAAAACACAACGAAUUAGCAGCCGAAGGUGCUUUGACAAUAAUUCUGCAGGCUACUCAUAUUCCCGAGUUCGAUGACUAUUUCUUAAAGCUGAACCCAAACCACAAUAAAAGAAACCCUUGGUUUAGAGAAUAUUGGAAAACUAUACAUAACUGUCGAUAUGCCGAUGAAGUUAGCCCUAGAAUUAAUAAACCUGUGAACUACUGUACAGGGUACGAGGUGCUGUCAAAGUCAAAAUAUAGACAAGAGUCUAAGGUACAGUUCAUAUACGAUGCCGUUUAUGCUAUCGCUCAUUCGAUCGACCGCAUGAGAAAAGAUAAGUGCAGGUCAUAUUCGAGAGCCAAGGAUUGCCAUGCAUUGAACAAGAUAAAUGGAGAACUUUUGAAGAAAUAUAUACUCAACACUACAUUCAAUGAUGGGUACGGCGCCACGGUGAAGUUUUCUAAGCAAGGUGAUGCUUUUGGGCGAUACAGUAUAAUGAACUAUCAGUUGAACAGAUCGACCAGGCAGUACGAAUACAGGCAAGUUGGAAGCUGGGUAAAUGACCUGUCACUUAAUAUAGACAAUAUCGUAUGGGCCGGAGGAACAAAAGACCUUCCUUUCUCAAGAUGUAGCCAGCCUUGUUUAGGUGAUGAAAUGAAGCACGUAGGUGAAGAUGGAGACAUGUGUUGCUGGGUGUGCAUUAAAUGUCAGCCGUUUGAAUAUUUAAAGGAUGAAUAUACGUGCAAGGAUUGUGGAGAGGGAAGAUGGCCUUAUGAAGAUCGGUUAGGCUGCUACCAACUUGAAGAGCAAUACAUGCGGUUUGACUCAGUGUAUUCCAUUGUACCGUUAGUACUGUCCGGGCUUGGAGUUUUCGCAACCUUAUUUGUGAUUUUCGCAUUUAUUCGAUAUAACGAUACACCGGUUGUGAUGGCGUCCGGUAGAGAACUGAGCUAUAUGCUAUUAUCUGGAUGCUUAUUCUGCUAUCUUAUGACAGUUAUAUUAAUUCUUAAGCCAACUUCAAUCACGUGUGCUGUACAAAGAUUUGGUGUGGGAUUUGGCUUCGCAAUUAUUUAUUCUUCAUUACUGACCAAAACUAACCGAAUCUCCAGGAUAUUCCAAAGUGCAAGGCGGUCUGCUCGGCGGCCGCCAUUUAUUAGUCCUAAGUCACAAAUAAUUAUUUCAACUAUUUUAGUCACACUUCAAGUUAUUUUUACAAUUAUUUGGCUUGUGCUGGAGCCGCCAGGGACGAGAUUGUACUUCCCAAAUGGAAAACGCGACGAAGUGAUAUUGAAGUGUAGGACGGAAGAUUUAUCAUUCCUAGUCUCCCUCAUAUACAAUAUAAUACUCAUUAUCAUUUGUACAUUUUAUGCAAUUAAAACGAGGAAAAUUCCAGAAAACUUUAACGAAUCGAAGUUUAUAGGAUUUGCAAUGUAUACGACGUGCAUCAUUUGGCUAGCAUUCGUCCCUAUUUACUUUGGAACACUUAAUUCAUUCCAGGUUCAGAUAACGACGCUCUGUGUCUCCAUAAGUCUUAGUGCUAGUGUGGCGCUGGUUUGUCUGUUCACACCAAAAAUGUAUAUAAUUUUCUUCCAACCGGAGAAAAACGUGCGCAAGCUUGCGAUGAUGAUGAACUCUAUGCAUAGAAAAACAGUUUCAGAUGCCUCACAAACUACAUGUUCUAAGUUAAACAAUUCUAUAGACGCUCACAAUUCUAUAGACAAUUCAAAUAGUCCUGCAGAGCUCAUUCGUCUCAAUGUUCAACAUUUUGCACAGAAGUUUAAUGCGGAUACAACCGAAACUCAUCCCGCAACAGAAAAAGAUAGCCUCACAUCCCUGUAAUGGUACCAAACAGUUCUACAUCAUUAACAUCAACCAGUAGAAUUCCUUAUGUCCCAGUUGUUUUAGUUAUUCAGAUAAAACAUUAAACUAUAUCUAUCACCCAAGAUAACUCAAUGUCGGUGCAUAUGUAAGGCGCAAUGCACGUGUAAAACAUUACCAGUGCAUGAGAAAGGAAUUGGUCUUAUCAAUAGUUAGAGUUAUCUUUUAUCAAGUUUAGCUCACGUGAACACAAUGUCAAGUGUUCAGAGUACUAUGAUCACUUAUCGACCGUCCGUCAACCAUUUUCUGAAUACGACAUCUCCACUGAGCGAGCUGUAAGUCACGUGAGCGAUUUAGGGCCAUCAAGACCCUCUUGUUGAUAUUAAAAGCACAGAGUUUUCUUUCAUGUUUACAGUAUAGUCACAUUUAACUUUACCUGGUCUACAUUUGAUAAGUUUAUCGUUAAGAAGAUAUUGUCCGUAAGUAUUGACCUAGCACUCAUUAAUCUUCGCCAAUAUUUUCGGGCGUUUUCGUUAUUUCACGUGAUAUUCGUGUCCUGAAAAUAUCUAGAUUUAUCAAAAUAAUCAAUUUGGAGAACCAACGGCGCAGUGGUGUAGUGGUAAGCUCUCCGAAUUGAAAACACGUUACCAUGGGUUCGAAUUCUUUUCUAACCAUUUUUUAAAAUAUAAUUCCUUGUGUUUGUAUUUGUAUCUAUGAUUAUAUAUUUUUUAUGAAACUUUGCAUUUUGUAUCGCUAACAACAGUUCUUUGAAUUGUUCGUUGAAUGAAUGAAUGCUUGUCCGGUUCUGAAGAUUUUAAACAUUUUGUAGAACGGUUUUAUGUACGUAGAAGAAUGGUAAUCGAUAGUAGAGUAUUUCGUUGAUAAAACAUGAUAAGUGUGACAAGUUUCCGUCUUUUACAGACAAAAUCAUAAAAAAAUAAUUUGUUCAGACAGAGGACUCGAACACUCAACCCUGAGAUUAGUGGCAAAACGUUUUGUCCGCACAGCUAUAUCCGCACAUGAUACGUGAUGGUAUAUAAUUGGCUUUUCAAUAGCUAUAUCAUUGUUUGGGUUCGGACACCGAAAAUUAAUUUACGGAAACAUACGGAUUAUUCAUGAGUGCCAGGUCAAUACUUACGGACAAUAAUAGAUAUUUUCUCAAGCUGAAAAGGUAAAUAUCAAAUGAUAAUAUCAGUACGAGGGGUAUUUUAUAAUAUAAGCAAUUCAUGGUAUAUUCUCUAGUUCCUAUCAGUUAAAAAGAGCAGUGAAAAGGUGACGGGAAUAGCAAGCAGUAAAAAUUGAAGUACCUACUCGAAACGGAUAUAUUUUGAAAUAGAUGAAUGUGUAUUAACUGAACGAAACUACAGUGUUAUUUAAAUCGUAAAAUAAAGACAAGAAUCGAUACCUUUGUCAUGGAGAUUUUUGACAUGUUAGCUAACAUUUAAUAUUGGUCAAAGCGUAAAUACUCUACAUACAAGGCAGAAACAAUAUUUCUCAGUUUGAUAACAGUUUACUCCAAUAUUUGGCUAGAAUUACAGAUCUAGCCCUUUGCGAUGAAAUUAGAUUUGUUUACAGACAAGAAGAAAAACUUAUUGUGCGGAAAUUUCUUUCCCGUCUGCAUUACUUCUGUUGUCGUAGUGACCUAGAUUUCAGAUCAAUAAAAUUCCUUAACCAAUACAUGCGCUUACUCUGCAAUGCAAUCAAAGCAUAAAAUCGGUAAAAGAAAUACGCCCAUUAACGUGCCACAUGCAUACAAACGGUAAAAGAAAUACGCCCAUUAACGUGCCACAUGCAUACAAACGGGAGAAGAAAUACGCCCAUUAACGUGCCACAUGCAUACAAACGGUAAAAGAAAUACGCCCAUUAACGUGCCACAUGCAUACAAACGGUAAAAGAAAUACGCCCAUUAACGUGCCACAUGCAUACAAACGGUAAAAGAAAUACGCCCAUUAACGUGCCACAUGUAUCCUAAUGACGUAUGAAAAACAUUUUCCAGUGUAAUAAAAAAGACAUAAAAUUGCUGCUUCAAAUGUACUGAUUCUGUACGUAUAUCAUAAUGCCAAAACUGAUGUUAUACCAAAUGUAGUUUACAUGUAUUGAACAUUCCCAAAGCA
This is a messenger RNA of Mercenaria mercenaria, 6694 nucleotides long. Its product is annotated as metabotropic glutamate receptor 3-like. Gene Ontology annotation, biological process: regulation of synaptic transmission, glutamatergic; G protein-coupled glutamate receptor signaling pathway. The record is from RefSeq and is a predicted model, not a curated record. The transcript has 6 exons. Bases 1815 to 4601 code for a protein of 928 amino acids. Gene Ontology annotation, molecular function: group II metabotropic glutamate receptor activity. Gene Ontology annotation, cellular component: membrane. NCBI's taxonomy places the organism in Eukaryota, Metazoa, Mollusca, Bivalvia, Venerida, Veneridae.